ACACACACACACACACACACACAUCCACACCACUGCACAUUGUCCCUUGCCUCGAUCCGGCCCCCUCCACUCGCCUCCCCCAGUUCAUUCUGCUAGAUGUCGGUAAUUGAUCGAGUAUGAUCAUCCAACGCAAAAUUCGCUAUCAAUUACGCCGUCGAGUUGUUCUUAAUCCUCCCAAGGUUGACGAAGACGACGUCGCUAAUGGUGCGGAUUUAAGCCCGCCGGACUCAAGUUCUGUUUCAAGUGUAAACCCAGACAUGCUAGGCGAUGAGAUUAUAGUUGGAACUCAUGGCGAUGGCGAUAAACCAUCACCUCUACGAGUUGUGUCAGAUGCCGAAGAUCCUGAUGCCACUAAUGCUGAGGACGAAGAACCCAUAUCUCAUUAUCCAAAGCGAAAGCGCGCCUCUCUAUAUAGUGACCUAGGUGAGGACAAGAUGGACACGAGCGUCAAUGAGGAUACGAACGACGUCGGUACACCUCGUGGUAGUCAGGGAAAACCCGCGGUCGCAGGCGCUCGCGAUUCCAAAAGUAUUACUUUGGGAUAUUGGCGCGAUUCGCCCGUUCCAAAUGCAAAUGCCAAACAUUCAGUCAUCGGUUUUAUGGAUGUUAGGGAUCGCCUGCGUACACGUAUUCAAAACGUGACUCGCUCAGGGGAAAUGAUCAAUUCUCGUCUUUUCCCAAUUCCGCCUGGUCCUGGAGGUAGUUGGGUCACAUUUGAGAGGAUUGUCUUCGAUGAUCACCUUGUUGGACUCGAUCACAAUGAAAUCAAAGAGUAUGUGAAGAUUCGCUCUGAUGCGCCUCCCAGUGAAACCCCGGAAGCUCGAAAGGAAGCACAGGUUCUUGCCGUCAAUGAAGCGCGCCGUCGUCUCCAGGCCGCCCCUGCUCCUGAAACGGCCCAGCUGCCUUCUAUAGCCUAUGGUUUAGAGAUCCCCGACAGCGCCCAAAUUAGCCGCCAUGACGCAAAGCGUCGUCGUACUAACGGUAGUCUUGCUCCGGAGCGCCCUCCCAACAGUGUACCAGGGCAACCACAAACCCCCAAUCCCACCCAGCCUGCUACAAAUGCCACCCCUACUGGAGCCGUGCGACCACCUUACCCAGGAAUGCUAGAUUCUCUUCCCGGUACUCGGCCUACUCGCAUCCUCGUAGGUUGUUGGGCCAAAUCGGCGGUGGAGGAUGAUCGGGAGAGACAUGCCGUGUACGGUAUUCUAGGCGCUAACGAUAUGUUUCGAGUCAAGCUAGUUCGUGAAACAUUAGAUGGUCGCUAUGUGGACGGCAAUUUUCCCGCUGGAGCCGGUGCCUUGUGGAUCCCGUAUGAAGAAGUCAUGUUUCUACGUCACAUUGCACAUUUAACCAGGCCUGAGAUGAAAGAAUAUGUCCGCGUUCGCCAGAGCCAGAUCGAUGCUGGAGAAAAAGAAGAUGAAAAAGUUGACAAUGAAACUAAGGCCGUAUUUGAAGCUCAGACCCGUGUAGCGCAUAUGAACCGCGGCGGGCAAACUUCUUCUGGAAGUGUUUUGGCCCGUCAAUCCAUGGCCGCAGAGAGAGAGGAGACUCAGGAACACGCAAAUGUCCAGCCUAACUCUGGAGGCCAUGAGUUGCGUAACCAACCCCGGCGCGAUGUCUUGCCUCGAAAUGAAGCCCCUGUGCUCCGACACCCCCUUCCAGAUCCGACCAUUCAACAUUAUCCUCGUCCUACGAGCAUAGACCCUGUUGACAGGGUGCAGGGUCUAGCUUCGCGUGAGGUUGCCAGAAUGGAAGCUGUCCAGAUGCGACACGAUAGACAACAUCAGAGCAGAUACCCGGUGGGAAAUCCAACUCCAAUUGAGCCGGUGGAUCAUCAUCGGCAUCAUUUCCAAGAAAACCGCGACAGGAUGCAGAAGAUUUGGGCAUCCCAGGAGCAAAGUCGGAUUCGUGCUGGAAUUGAGGACGCUAAGAUUCAUAUGGGGGUUAAGUAUGAGCGAAAACAAAAUGGUCCAUUUUCGGGGAAGCUCGUGAGCCAGGGCGCUAUUAUUACUAUUGACGGGGAAGACUAUGUCGAAUACCGCGUCCUCACUAAGCCAAGCUUUUUCUAAUGUGGUAGCCUCGGAGUCACUUGUAGCAAAUAUCUGCUUUAUUGCUUGAGUCGCUUGCGAUUUCUCAUAGUCACGGAGCUCGACCAGCGGGGCCAGGGCCUA
Molecule: messenger RNA, 2171 nt
Organism: Xylaria bambusicola
Lineage: Eukaryota; Fungi; Ascomycota; Sordariomycetes; Xylariales; Xylariaceae
Exons: 2
Coding region: 117-2069 (650 amino acids)
Source: RefSeq, a predicted model, not a curated record